AUGUCUGAAAGCGACGUCAAAAAGACAAUUCAGCAGCUCCAUUCGCUGUCUGAGAGCAACCUCAGCAACGCUUCCGCCCUGUUGUCACAAGCAAAGAUCUCGCUCCUCAAACUACACGCCCUCGUCCCCAGUCCUUCCACAUCUCACGAACAUCUCGCUCUGGCUCGCGAGGUCCUCGAAAUCGGCGCCUUCGUAUCAAUUCGCCAAAGAGAUCCCGAAUCUUUCACACGCUACUUCCAACAACUCCAGCCCUUCUACUCAUUACCUCACGAACGAUGGGGCUCUCACGACAAGCACGGCAACCAGAGCAAGAUCACUGGUCUUUACCUACUACUCUUGCUAAGCCAGGGAGACUACGCCGGCUUUCACACUGUCAUUGAAGGUCUCGAAAUGGCUUUCGGUGGCAGAAAGCGCUUGGACGACGAUGCCUUCAUUCAAUAUCCCAUGAGACUGGAGCAGGCUUUGAUGGAGGGUAGCUACGACCGCGUCUGGGGUGAGACAAAGGGAGAAAGAGUACCCAGCCCUGAAUUCGCCGUUUUCUCAGAGGUACUCGUCAACACAAUUCGAUCCGAGAUCGCCUCGUGCAGCGAGCGCGCUUACCCCUCCCUUCCUAUCUCGAACGCAAAGAACCUCCUUUUCCUUGACUCUGAAGGCGCUGUCAUUCAGUUCGCACACUCGCGUGGUUGGGUCGCUAAGGAGGGUCGCAUCUAUUUCCCUGCCCAGCAAGAAGAGUUGGCACAGGGCGAAAAGGAUAUCCUUGCGACCAGCGACAAGGUUAUCGAGAACACACUCGAAUACGCCAGAAAGCUUGAGACUAUCGUUUAA
This is a messenger RNA of Aureobasidium melanogenum CBS 110374, 825 nucleotides long. RefSeq lists its product as uncharacterized. The transcript has 2 exons. Gene Ontology annotation, cellular component: cytosol; nucleus; proteasome regulatory particle. Bases 1 to 825 code for a protein of 274 amino acids. Lineage: Eukaryota; Fungi; Ascomycota; Dothideomycetes; Dothideales; Saccotheciaceae. The record is from RefSeq and is a predicted model, not a curated record. Gene Ontology annotation, biological process: proteasome-mediated ubiquitin-dependent protein catabolic process.